Molecule: messenger RNA, 945 nt
Organism: Cervus elaphus (red deer)
Lineage: Eukaryota; Metazoa; Chordata; Mammalia; Artiodactyla; Cervidae
Product: olfactory receptor 10A3-like
Exons: 1
Coding region: 1-945 (314 amino acids)
Biological process (GO): G protein-coupled receptor signaling pathway
Cellular component (GO): membrane
Molecular function (GO): G protein-coupled receptor activity; olfactory receptor activity
Source: RefSeq, a predicted model, not a curated record
AUGAAAAGACAAAACCAAAGCUCUGUGGUUGAAUUCAUCCUCUUGGGAUUUUCUAACUUUUCCAAACUCCAAGAGCAGGUCUUUGGGGUUUUCUUGGUGGUUUACCUGGUGACUCUGAUGGGAAAUGCCAUCAUCAUAGUCAUCAUCUCCCUGGAACAGAGCCUGCAUAUCCCCUUGUAUCUGUUUCUCCGAAACUUGUCUGUGGUGGAUAUGGGUAUCAGUGCCGUCAUUAUGCCUGUUAUGCUGGUGAUCCUUUCCACUGAGAAGAUGAAGAUUUCUACAGUGGGCUGUUUUGCACAAAUGUACUUCAUUCUUCUUUUUGGUGUGACUGAAUGUUUUCUUCUGGGGGCAAUGGCUUUUGACCGAUUUGCUGCAAUCUGCCAUCCUCUGAGCUACCCAAUGAUUGUGAACAAAAUGGUUUUCGUGAAAUUAGUUACAUUCUCAUGGGUCUCAGGGAUCACAGUGGCUACUGUGCAGACCACAUGGGUGUUUAGUUUCCCCUUUUGUGGCCCCAAUGAAAUUAAUCAUCUCUUCUGUGAGACUCCCCCAGUGCUAGAGCUGGCAUGUGCAGACACUUUUUUGUUUGAGAUCUACGCAUUCACUGGCACCAUUCUGACAGUUAUUGUUCCAUUCUUGUUGAUACUCUUGUCUUAUGUUCGAAUUCUCUUUGCCAUUCUAAAGAUGCCAUCAACCACUGGGAGGCAAAAAGCCUUUUCCACCUGUGCCUCCCAUCUCACAUCUGUUACCCUCUUCUAUGGCACAGCCAGUAUGACUUACUUACAACCCAAAUCUGGCUAUUCCCCAGAAACCAAGAAGCUGAUGUCCUUGGCUUACACGUUGUUUACACCUCUGCUGAAUCCACUGAUCUACAGCUUGCGAAACAGUGAGAUGAAAAGAGCUUUGAUAAAAAUAUGGCAAAGAAAAGUGGAUUUACAUACAUUCUGA